This is a messenger RNA of Pisolithus orientalis, 822 nucleotides long. RefSeq lists its product as uncharacterized. The transcript is spliced from 2 exons. The record is from RefSeq and is a predicted model, not a curated record. The annotation marks the transcript as partial. Lineage: Eukaryota; Fungi; Basidiomycota; Agaricomycetes; Boletales; Pisolithaceae.
AUAGGUCAACAUAUCAUCAAACAACUAGUGAUGGGAGACACCAUCCCCAUGUUGGAUAUUGUGCAGAGACAUCAUGAUGUCCCAUUUUAUUCAGGGAAAAUGUCAAAGACAAAUGGGACAUGUUGGAUAUAUCGAAGGAAUUGGGCAUUGCAUAUGUCAUAUGGACAGUUUUACUGCACCAUCAUCAAUGCAGCUGAUGUCUGCGGGCUUGUCUACACAAGUUCUGCAGGUGUCAUAUUUAUUGGCACUGACAUCAUGAAUGUCAACAAGCAAGUACCCUUUCCAGAGAAGUCAUUCAAUGCACAUAAUGAUGCCCAGGAGAUGUUCAGACCUGGAGACCAUCAAGUGGAGGGUGGCUCAUAUCGAGUGUGUUGCCACAGCCAAACCCAUGUCCAGACUGGUGACAACAAUAAUCUGUUCAAUUGUACAUUCAUUGAGAACAUCAUGCAUGCACACAGACUCACAGGGAACAAGCUCAUUCCUCCUCCCUCUUACUCUUCCACCACACCAAGUGAACUCAGGCUAGACCCUGAGAGCACAACAGCAAAGCUCAACAAAUCUCUACACUGCACUCUCCCUCUCAUAUGUGCCACAACUGAAUAUCACUGCAGGUUGCACAGCUCCACAUGCACACUCAGCCCCUAUGUCACAUCCAUGCCCAACACUGAAUCCAUCCUAUCCACAUUCAGCACCCCAUUCAACUCACAUGAACUCGAGUGCCUCACUGUCCAUUCUCGAGUCCAAGGACAAGUGCUCUUCAUCACAAAUGGAGAGCAAGUUCAUUGCUGGGACUUUACAGGAGUACAUGACAAGUACAAAUGA